CUGAAUGCCUUGGUAACGUUAUUCGUUUGAGUGUCGCACCUCUUUUUGAAGAGGUUGACGCUGUCUUUAAUGACACACAAAUCAUAAACCUGACGCCUGGCCUUGCUACUCAGUGUGGAUUCAGCUUUAAAUWUGACCCMAUGGGGAAUGCCAUGUUUUUUGCUUCUCUUCAAAACUGCUUUUCCCAAAACAUGGAUGAUAAGAUGUUCAGCUUGGUCAUGCAGUUCAGGCUGCCAGGAAACCACAUGACUGAAGACCCUGUGUAUAGAGUAGGCAAAACAUGUAGCUACACCCCCUGGACCUCCCGAGAGAUUCUGUGCGACCGCAACUACAUGGAGGUGUCUGUUAGAAGGACUCUUUCAGACAUCCAAACCGUCCCUGAACAGCCCACUGGAGGCCCGAAAGCAAGGAGCGGCAACUUCCGGAGAGGAGCUGAGGCUGUUGCUUCAGGAUACAAAAUGACUGCAGUCGUCUUUAGUCCUAGCAAGAAGGUCAUGAGUGUGGAUGAGGUCCAAAGAAAGGGCUAUGCAAUAGCCAACACUCCCACACGGCUGGUGUUAAGAAGCCCUCAUGCAGAGGAGACAUACCUCYAGAAUGUAGCUGGGGUUCCGAUGCGGGUGCUCUCAACCUCAACCUUCUUUGAGCAGAAGUGGCUGGUUACUCGAGUAGAUGCCACGGCUGUUUGUCCAACACCAGGGGCAGUGGCCUUUACUCCAGAAGUGAUCACCUGGUACAUGCCCAAGCACAUCGACCCACUUUUCUCCUCUGAUGCCUUCACCAUGUUGGAGGUGUACAUGGGAAUUGACGCUAAGAGGCUGGACACUGAGGAAAUGGCUGCCAGAAACUACUCGGUUUUAGUCACAGAGGCUCAUAUUAUUGUUGAAAUUCCGGUGGGGCGGUUGGCGGCUUUUUCAAGGUCUGCGUUGGAUGAGUUCACUCGUCUCCCUUUACAGAGCCAUAUUCAGGAUGACCAGUACUUUGUCACUUACACCAUUGAGCCCAUGCUUGAGUUGCUGUGGAUCGAGGUCGCACACGAGGACACCAGCUACAAAGUCCUCUUCCUUCACAACACCUCGAUGGCCAGGCCUCCACAAGUUCGCAACUUGUCCAUUUUCGACUUCCAUUUUACCGCAUUUCAAAAUGUUUUUUUGUUUGCCAAUGAACAGACACGCUUAGACACAGUUCCUGAGCAGGCAGUGUUUGUGCGAGUUGGGGACUUCAACCUUGAUGUGGAGCUGCUGAACAUCACCUUUCCCACCAUGGUGCUAACUGUUGCAGAGUGCAACGCCAGAGGCUUCAAUGUUCAGGAGCAGAGAUCUCUGGACAACACCUUGAAGACCUUCAGGAUGGAGGUGCCCUUCUCAGACCCGGUGGUCUUUAAGGAGAGAAGGGCGGAACAAGGUGUCACAACCUUCACUCUUCAGCUGAUCUACGGCCUGGUCGUCUUUCCAGAGUUCGCUCCUUUCUCUCACUCUGCUGUUGUGGACGCUGUACUGCUGGACAUUGUGCCACCCUCAGUCACUGGCAACUGUGAUCAGGAGAACUUUCACAUCACUGUGGACUACAGGAACCAAGAUCCCUUUUUCGUGGUCUUGGUUGGCAAGCGGCUGCUUAACCAUGAGCUUGCUCACAGUAUUUAACAGAGGGCGACGCAGACUUCACCAUCAGUUGCCCUUCUCUUCGCCGGACGCAGUGUUGAGUCGGUUCACCCGUCCUCUGUCAGGAGCAGACUGGAUGUGGCUCUGUUGAAUCCUUACAACAACAUGACCAUCAAAUACUUUUCCCUGGCUUGCAGCUUCCUCAAAACGCUGACUGAGUGUUUCUCUAACGGAACGAUGACUGCGCUGGCGGUCAAGGUGGAGUCUGCUCCCAGUCUGAACCCCGGUCAGCUGACCCUGAGCGACCCCGCCUGUGGUCCCACCUACAGCGACGAUCGCUUCGCCUACUUCCACUUCACUGUCAACUCCUGUGGCACCACCAGGAAGUUUAUCAACAAUGUCAUGCUGUAUGAGAACGAAAUCUCCUUGCCAGAUGAACUUGAGGUGAAGCUGAAUGGCACGACGUCUUCAGAGGAGGAAUAUCAGUUAAAGGUUUCCUGCUACUAUGUGGUCAACAUCACUCGCACAUUGGCCUUCCUCACCAGGCCGCGUGACAACGAGCGUUUUGCCGAGACUGGGACGGGUCGACUAAUGGUCAGAAUGAGACUCGCUCAGGACGCCUCGUAUAACACGUUCCACCAGGAGGAGGACUAUCCAGUGGUGAGGUACCUGAGACAGCCUCUGCACUUUGAGGUGGAGCUGACCAGGUCCUCUGACCCAAGUAGCGCGGUGCUUGACCACUGCUGGGCCACCCUCAACGAGGACCGUGACUCCCGACCCCGGUGGAAUCUCAUCAUUAAUGGUUGUGAGAACCCGGAGGAUCCCUACGUGUAG
Salvelinus sp. IW2-2015 is the source of this 2432-nucleotide messenger RNA. The record is from RefSeq and is a predicted model, not a curated record. Lineage: Eukaryota; Metazoa; Chordata; Actinopteri; Salmoniformes; Salmonidae.